Molecule: messenger RNA, 324 nt
Organism: Knipowitschia caucasica
Lineage: Eukaryota; Metazoa; Chordata; Actinopteri; Gobiiformes; Gobiidae
Source: the annotation of a GenBank genome assembly
AUGUUGGGAAGUCCAAACAAUGGCAGGCAGGCAGGUGAGGGUGGCCAUGUUGGGAAGUCCAAACAGCAGCAGGCAGGUGAGGGCGGCCAUGUUGGGAAGUCCAAACCACAGCAGGCAAUGAGUGCAGUUGGGGUGGAGUUGGGGGUGGAGUUGGGGGUGGAGUUGGGGUGGAGUUGGGGUGGAGUUGGGGUGGAGUUGGGGUGGAUUGCUCUGUGUCGUUGGGGCUGGGUUUGCAGUCUUUGUGCGGUGGGUGAAGGGCAGGUCCAGGUGCAGUGUCAUGUGUCCUUUUGUCUGGAGCAGCUCAGGAGGAAGACUCCGGUUUAA